Messenger RNA from Octopus sinensis (East Asian common octopus), 1189 nucleotides. Its product is annotated as D-aspartate oxidase. Lineage: Eukaryota; Metazoa; Mollusca; Cephalopoda; Octopoda; Octopodidae. The record is from RefSeq and is a predicted model, not a curated record. The transcript has 11 exons. The coding region runs from base 129 to 1139 and encodes 336 amino acids. Gene Ontology annotation, molecular function: D-amino-acid oxidase activity; FAD binding.
CUAACCUAUCUAUCUGCCUUUCUCUCUCGCGCCGUCUCUCUUUAAAUAACGAAACUUCUUUUCCGUCAAAACUUUCCGUCAAAACUUUUCAGAGCGGAGAGAGCUGGAAGCGAACCCGAAAAAUCGCAAUGGUAAAAAUUGCAGUAAUCGGUGCCGGAGUCGUGGGUUUAUCUACAGCUCUUCAGGUCAAACAGAAUUUUCCGUUUUGUUCCGUGACUGUCGUAGCUGAGAAAUUCAACACAGAGACAACCAGUGAUGGUGCUGGGGGUCUCUUCCGACCGAAUUUCCUCACAUUGUCUGCGAAUCCUUUGGAAAGCAUCAAACAAUGGUCUCAAGAUACAUUCAGCCAUUUCAACAAUCUCUUCAAUUCUCCGGAGGCCAGCGAUUGUGGCAUAGCACUGAUGUCUGGUUUUCUGUUAAGCAACAAAGAGAAGCUUGACAUGAUUGAGGAUAUCAGCCUUGGUCAGAGCAAGAUGACUGCUGAGCAAAUAGCCAAGAUGGGCUUUGACUGCAAACAUGUGACCAAAGUGUUGACUUACACAAUGGAAUGCCGCAGAUAUAUGCCAUGGUUAACCUCAAAGUUCCUAUCACUGGGAGGCAGUAUGCACCAUCAUAGAUUGAAGAGUUUGGAAGAGCUCGUGGGAGUCUACGAUGUGGUUGUCAACUGUUCGGGCCUUGGAGCAAAGGACCUUGUACCUGAUCCCUUGGUGUACCCUGUGAAGGGCCAGCUGAUCCAAGUGGAAGCACCAUGGGUGAAGCAUUUCUAUUUCUUUGAAGACGACACAUAUGUUAUUCCAAACAUCAACCGUACAAGCCUCGGAGGGAUUCGCAUCAAGAACGACUACAGCACAGAGGUGGACCCUGAGAUCAGUAAAUCCAUCUGGCAGCGAUGUACCUCAAGGAUACCCAGUCUGCAGAAAGCUAAAGUCCUGUGGGAGUGGGCAGGCUUACGCCCACACAGGGACCCGAUCCGCAUUGAACAGGACGUCAUGAAUUUUCCAAAGGGCACACUAAAGGUUGUCCAUAAUUAUGGCCACGGUGCUAAUGGAGUGUCUUUAAGCUGGGGCACGGCCAAACACGCAACGAGACUUGUCAGACAGUUCCUCGAGAAUGACCCUGAGCUGCGUUCAAAACUUUGAUGACAAGAUGCUGCACUUUGAAGCCUGCCCGACCCAAGGUCGAUGAAGGA